Messenger RNA from Gilbertella persicaria, 679 nucleotides. RefSeq lists its product as uncharacterized. Bases 38 to 619 code for a protein of 193 amino acids. The transcript is spliced from 3 exons. The record is from RefSeq and is a predicted model, not a curated record. NCBI's taxonomy places the organism in Eukaryota, Fungi, Mucoromycota, Mucoromycetes, Mucorales, Choanephoraceae.
CUCUUUUUGUUUCUUAAACCUUUUGUGGCUAUACAAAAUGACAGUAAAGUUACCAGAACCCAGAAAUACAGAACAUUAUAAGAGAAUUCUUUUUCAAUUUACAGAAGAAUUGUCGUCAAAAAAUGUAUUUCUGCGUUUACCAGACUCUUUUACACCACUUGAGCGCAUGCUUCUCCAAGCAACAGGCAAUUUACAGCGUAUUCUCUCUGCUUACUACAAUGUCCCGAGUCAAGUCAAGAUCAUCAAGAAUGAGACUGUCCCUUCUGCUGAUACUCCUUAUAUGCAAUUUGAAAGAAAGAUUGUCAUGUAUUUUGGAAACAAACUUGCCUAUGAAGCCGAUUCUAUUUUGACAGUCAAAGAUAGUGCUGUGCUGGAAUUAAUAGAGAAGCAUAAAUAUGGUCUCGGUCAAAUCUUUGGUCACACGCACAGAUCUCCAGAUUUUGUAUUACAUGCUGUUGGUAGACAUGGUAAUGCACCUGGUGCUAGUUUCUGGCGUGAUUAUAGCCUAACAGUACCUGACGUCUUGGACUGUUUUAUUCGCGAGACAUUUGUCGAGGGAUUGUUUGACAAAUACGACGGUGAUAAGAAUGAUGGUGUUAUUUGGUACGAUACAAAUUAAACUCCUCAAAUAGAACUUGCGAGAAAGAAAAGUGUGACUUGUGAAAACAAUGAAUUUCCA